AUGACAUUCGACGCUUUAUCCCCUCGGGAGGUGACCGAGAUGGUCUCCAAUGCCGGAGUCCUCAAGGGCAAUAUGCGUUUGGACAAGGUGUUCAUGAGCGCUGUCUCGGCAGGCGCUUUGCUUGCCUUUGCAUGUGGAACUGCACUCAGCACCAAUGCGACUCCCUGGUUCCAAACCAAUGCCCCGGGCUUGAUGCGAACUAUCAGCGCAUUGGUCUUCCCCUAUGGCUUGUGCAUGAUCUUGUUGACAGGAGCAGAUCUCUGCACCGGGUCUUUCAUGUUCACAACAACAGCUGCUCUCCACAGACGCCUCCCCUGGACAAAGAUGUUGAUCCAUUGGGUAGUCACUUUCCUUGGAAACCUAGCUGGCUCGCUAUUCGUCGUGUCAAUCAUCUUCGGCUAUGGCAACGUCUUCUCAGCAGAUCCCUUCAAAUCAGCUGUAAUCUCAUUCGCGACCAAAAAGCAAGUCACCCCGGAGUUUCACAUGAUCUUCUUGCGUGGCAUCGGUUGCAACUGGCUCGUGUGCCUCGCCUGUUUCUUUGGCCUGCAAGGACGAGACCUGGCUUCGAAAGUCAUUGGCAUCUGGUGGCCUACUUUUGCAUUUGUUUCUCUCGGGUUCGACCACGUUGUGGCCAAUAUGACCUUUAUUCCCAUGGCGAUUUGGCUCGGGGCACCGGAUAUCAGUGUCGGUCUGUAUAUCUGGAAAGGGAUAAUUCCAACCCUUCUCGGAAACGUGGUUGGUGGCGGUGUGUUUUGUGGAACUUACUACUGGUACAUGUACUUGCUGGACUUAAAUUCUUUGCCUUUGUAUGGUAAGAAGCGCUUUGAUAGCCCACUGCAGUCGGAGCAGGCGACUCUGAAGGAGACUGAUGUGGAGGCAUCGGCUGGCGUGGUAGAUCAGAACAUACACACGCGCGCGUAG
This is a messenger RNA of Penicillium nucicola, 921 nucleotides long. Its product is annotated as formate/nitrite transporter family protein. Gene Ontology annotation, biological process: nitrite transport; transmembrane transport. NCBI's taxonomy places the organism in Eukaryota, Fungi, Ascomycota, Eurotiomycetes, Eurotiales, Aspergillaceae. Gene Ontology annotation, molecular function: high-affinity secondary active nitrite transmembrane transporter activity. The transcript is spliced from 4 exons. The record is from RefSeq and is a predicted model, not a curated record. Gene Ontology annotation, cellular component: membrane. Bases 1 to 921 code for a protein of 306 amino acids.